Molecule: messenger RNA, 1789 nt
Organism: Lethenteron reissneri (Far Eastern brook lamprey)
Lineage: Eukaryota; Metazoa; Chordata; Hyperoartia; Petromyzontiformes; Petromyzontidae
Product: gem-associated protein 2-like
Biological process (GO): spliceosomal snRNP assembly; spliceosomal complex assembly
Cellular component (GO): nucleus; SMN complex; spliceosomal complex
Source: RefSeq, a predicted model, not a curated record
GGUGCAUUUCUGGAUGGCUACGCACCAAUUGGGCCUGCGCGUUUUAUCCACAUGUGGACGUGGUAGUAGUGGUUGUUACCCGUCUUCGUGUUUAUUGCGUUAAUGUUUAUUGUUUUUAAAGGUGGAAGCUUGUUGAACACAGGGGGAGAUGAUGGAGGACGACUUUGUGUUAAUGCCGCAGCUGUUGCCUGUGGAGGAGAGCGGAGGAGGGGAGGAGGAGGAGGCGGCGGCGAGCGGACCGCCAGUAACGCCGGCAGAGUAUCUGAAUCGGGUCCGGCUCGAAGCUGCCAGAUGCCCCGAAGUUGCCGUGGCCAACAUUGACCCAGAAAAACUCAAGCAGAAGCAACCGGUGAAAGUAUCGAAUCCGUGCGGUUGUCUGCCAGCUCCACGCGGCUUCGCCCCCAGCGUCGAGUGGCAGAUGCAGCAGCAGGCUGCCUUCUCCGCCAUGCGCCAGAAAAUAUCAAGGAACAAAGCAAGACGGACAUUCCUGAAGUUGCACAGCGACAUAAAGAUGCCAGAAGUGGAGGAUGAGGAGGGGUGGAAGCGCUUCUGCUUGGGGGAACGGCGGUACGGCAGCAGAGCGCAAUCCGAACCCCCCGCCGCCGCCGCCGCCGCCACCGCCGGCGUCGACGGCGACCCCGCAGACAGCGAGGAGCUGGACCUCGACUUCUUGAAGAUCGGCACCCCUCCGCUGCUCAGCGUGGUUGGCAACUUGGGUCAAGCGACCCUCAUCGUGGUGCUGGAGUACCUGACCGUGUGGUUCGAGGAGAGAGGCUUCUCCGAGGAGUUGGGACGCUGGAUCUACGCGCUGCUUGCCUGCAUCGAGAAGCCGCUGCUGCCAGAGGCACACUCCCUGCUGCGACAGAUAGCCCGCAACUGUGCCAGCCUCCGGGCCAGUCUGGAGAGCCCCGAGGACAGCAGGCUGUCUGCGCUCAACCUGCUCAUCUGCCUCGUGGCGAGAUACUUUGAGCAGAAGGACCUCGCGGACAACUGACGGUGGUGGACCGAGCCGUCGGUCCGCAACGCUCACCUUCACAACAAAGAUUCAAUCUGCCAAACUCUGCCCCCCGCCCACCAUUUUAUUAUGAUAAAAAAUCAAUCUUCAUCAUAACCACGAUUUACCGUCUGUGAACAAAGACAAAGAUCCCCCGUGUAGUCUUAACAGACUGUUGAGGGGAGCGGGCGGCCAGCACCUCACGAUUUCGAUUUAAAGCUUUCGUGACUGCAGGGAUUCAUCUUCUUGGUUCUUUCGGUAAAGUCACGUAGAAGGGAAAUAAUAAAAAUCUCACGACGUUUCGGCCACAACGGCUGGCUUGCGUUGUGGUCGAAACGUGAUAAUUAUUUUAUUAUGUUUUAUUUUUAUUAUUUCCCUUCUACGUGACUUUACCGAAAGAACCAAGAAGAAGCACCUCACGAUGUUUACGCACCGCACCAGGUACUCGUUUGAGGCCGAGUCGACCUAGCGGAGGCCCAGGAAUCCGUGAACACACACGCGCACACGCACAAGCGUGGGACAGGGCAAGCACGGGGAGCAGUUCAGAGCAUGGUGUUGUUCGUCACACCGCGUCGGCAGGAACAGUCGAGUCGGCUCGCGAUUUUGCCCGCGACCUGAAACCGCGAUCGCUGUGCAGAUUUUUUUUGUUUUAUAUUCAGAAUAAAACUUGCCGCGGCGAUAGAGAUACUGGAGCGGAACUAAGCGAAUGUGUGUAUAAAUAAACGGCGUGGUGUUUUUUUUGACGCUACCCAUUUUUACCGGAGGCCGUUCGUUUUCGUUUCUCAAGGCGAGCGC